AGCCCCAGCGAUCCAGUUGGUGACUCCAGUUGGUGACGGCCUCCCGAGUCUCUGAGGGUCCCUCCGGUGCGUCUAGGAGCAGCUGCAUUGAGCGCUGCGUCCUGUUGGAGCCGGGUGCCUCAGUUGCGCCUGCAAUUGCUGGCCUGAGUCCGUGGACCACUGUCCUCUGCAUCUGCGCCCUGGGGAGGACAGAGCAGCUCCAGCGUGUGUGGCCCCACGCUGUGUAUCGGGUCCUUGAAGUAAAGCCAAGAUGCCGGUAGUUCCUGAGCUGGGAGAAGCGUUCACAGCAGCCAGUAUUCCCUAUUUCCUGAGAUGAGGGUGGACACUGCCCUACCCAGCACCUCUACAGCAUCUUCAUCCUGCACCUUCCGUACAGAAGAACCUCAGAGCGCGCCUCCUCCGAGGAAAGUCGGAAACUCCCAGCAAGAGAAUACAGGUUUGCUGUUAAAAGGCGACCUUAUCGGACCAGAGUAGCAUACAGAACACAGGCACAAAACACAAUGUUUUCUGACGUCAGAUGAUGACAGAUGCCGGGGGAAACGGGCUUUUCACCAGCUAGGAAGAGCUUUGCUCAGAGAGCACUCUGAAAGGAAACACUCACCAGCCUUAAGCAGAAGGAGACGGGAAACAUCUGUGGUUUUCAAGGACAACCGCUUCAGAAGUAGGGACCAUGGAGACCCAGGAGACGAGGUGGGUCCGCGUGACCGUGCUCCGCGGCUGCGUGGGCUGCAGGACCGUGGCGGUGCCGGCGACAGCAACCGCGCGGGACCUCAAGGAGCGCAUCUUCGCCGAGACCGGCUUCCCGGUGGCAGAGCAGCGGCUGUGGCGCGGAGACCGGGAGUUACCUGACUGGAUCAAGAUUGGAGAUCUGACUCCCAAAACCUGUCAUCUUUUUGUGAACCUUCAAUCAAAAGGCUUAAAAGGGGGAGGUCGAUUUGGUCAAACAACUCCUCCACUUGUUGAUUUUCUCAAGGAUAUUUUAAGAAGAUACCCAGAAGGAGGACAGAUCCUUAAGGAAUUAAUUCAGAAUGCAGAAGAUGCUGGAGCCACAGAGGUUAAAUUUUUAUAUGAUGAAACACAAUAUGGAACGGAGACUCUUUGGUCAAAAGAUAUGGCACAAUAUCAGGGGUCGGCUCUCUAUGUGUACAACAAUGCGGUUUUCACCCCAGAGGACUGGCAUGGUAUUCAAGAAAUAGCAAGAAGCAGGAAAAAAGAUGAUCCUUUGAAGGUUGGAAGAUUUGGAAUUGGGUUUAAUUCUGUCUACCAUAUAACAGAUGUUCCUUGUAUCUUUAGUGGUGACCAGAUAGGAAUGCUAGAUCCUCAUCAGACACUUUUUGGCCCCCAUGAAUCAGGCCAAUGUUGGAAUCUCAAGGAUGACAGCAAAGAAAUGAAUGAGCUUCCGGAUCAAUUUGCACCCUUCAUUGGCGUUUUUGGAAGCACCAAGGAAACAUUUGCAAAUGGCAGCUUUCCAGGGACAUUUUUCCGCUUCCCUCUUCGCUUACAACCUUCUCAGCUUAGCAGCAAUCUCUACACUAAGCAGAAGGUUCUGGAGUUGUUUGACUCUUUCAGGGCAGAUGCAGACACAGUGCUGCUCUUCCUGAAGAGUGUACAGUCUGUAUCUUUACAUGUCCGAGAGGCCGAUGGGACAGAAAAACUGGUAUUUAGAGUGACUGCUAGUGAGAAUAAGACCCUGAAACAUGAACGACCGAAUUCUAUCAAGAUUCUGGGAACGGCCAUAAGCAACUAUUGUAAAAAGAUCCCAAGCAACAGUAUCACCUGUGUAACAUAUCAUAUAAACAUAGUUCUGGAGGACGAGAGCACAAAGGAUGCCCAGAAGACGUCUUGGUUGGUGUGUAACAGUGUGGGUGGGCGAGGCAUUAGUAGUAAACUGGAUUCUUUGGCUGAUGAAUUGAAAUUUGUCCCAAUCAUUGGACUAGCCAUGCCUUUAUCAGGCAAGGAUGAUGAAGAAAAUGGAGCAAUAUCUGAUUUCUCAGGAAAAGCAUUUUGUUUUCUUCCUUUACCUCCUGGUGAGGAAAGCAGAACAGGGCUUCCAGUUCAUGUCAGUGGCUUCUUUGGCCUAACUGACAACCGCAGGAGCAUAAAAUGGAGAGAGUUGGACCAAUGGAGAGACCCUGCAGCCUUGUGGAAUGAAUUUCUUAUUGUGAAUGUUGUUCCCAAAGCUUAUGCUACUCUGAUCCUAGACUCAAUAAAACGCCUGGAGACAGAAAAGAGCUCCGAUUUCCCCUUGUCAGUGGAUGCCAUCUACAAACUUUGGCCUGAGGCCGGCAAAGUCAAGGCACACUGGCAGCCAGUGUUGGGGCCUCUGUUUAGUGAGCUAUUCCAGCAUGCGGUGAUCUAUUCCAUUAGUGGUGAGUGGGUAAAGCUGGAGCAGGUGUACUUCUCAGAACUUGAUGGAAGUCUAGAAUACACACAGUCUGUGCUCAACUACCUCCAGAGCUCAGGGAAGCAGAUUGCCAAGGUACCAGGGAACCUGGCUGCCGCUGUUCAGCUCAGUGCAGCCUCCGCCACCUCCACUGCGACUCCUGUGAGGAAGGUAACACCUACAUGGGUGCGGCAGGUGCUGAGGAAGUGUGCACACCUGGGCAGUACUGAAGAAAAGCUUCAUCUUCUAGAAUUCGUGCUUUCUGACCACGCCUACAGUGAGCUGCUUGGGCUCGAGCUGCUGCCUUUACAAAGUGGGGCUUUUGUCCCCUUCUCCUCAUCUGUCUCCGAUCAGGAUGUUGUUUACAUCACCUCAGAAGAGUUCCCAAGGUCCCUUUUCCCAGGUCUUGAAGCAAGACUUAUUUUGGAGAACUUGAAGCCUCACCUUCUAGCUGCUUUAAAAGAAGCUGCCCAGACCCGAGCACAGCAGCUUCUCUGGGGAUACUCAGGAAGACCGUGUACUCAGCUGCAGCUUCUAAAUCCAGAACGAUUUGCACGUCUUGUUAAGGAAGUAAUGAAUACAUUCUGGCCUGGCAGAGAGUUGGUGGUUCAGUGGUAUCCAUUUAGUGAAGACAAGCACCACCCGUCCAUUUCAUGGCUUAAAAUGGUUUGGAAGAAUCUCUACAUACAUUUUGCAGAGGAUUUGACUUUAUUUGAUGAGAUGCCACUUAUCCCCAGAACUACACUGGAUGAAGAUCAGACGUGUGUGGAACUCAUUAGACUCAGGAUCCCAUCAGUAGUCAUUUUAGAUGACGAAACUGGAGCUCAGCUUCCAGAAUUCUUAGCAGAUAUUGUACAGAAACUUGGGGGUAUUGUCCUAAAAAGGUUAGAUACCUCUAUUCAGCAUCCUCUUGUUAAAAAAUACAUCCAUUCGCCACUACCGAGUGCCAUUUUGCAGAUAAUGGAGAAGAUACCACUGCAGAAGUUAUGUAACCAAGUAGCAUCAUUACUUCCAACCCACAAAGAUGCUCUAAGAAAGUUUUUGGCCAGCUUGACUGAUACCAGUGAAAAAGAGAAAAGAAUAAUUCAAGAAUUGACAAUAUUCAAAAGAAUUAAUCACUCAUCUGAUCAAGGGAUUUCGUCUUACACUAAAUUAAAAGGAUGUAAAGUUUUGGAUCAUACUGCCAAACUUCCAGCAGAUCUGCGACUGUCUCUUUCUGUCAUAGAUAGUAGUGAUGAAGCUACCAUUCGUUUGGCAAACAUGUUGAAAAUUGAAAAGUUAAAAACUACAAGCUGUUUAAAGUUUGUUUUAAAAGAUAUUGAAAAUGCAUUUUAUACCCAGGAAGAAGUAACACAUCUUAUGCUGUGGAUCCUUGAGAAUCUAUCCUCUCUUAAAAAUGAGAAUCCGAAUGUGCUUGAUUGGUUGAUGCCACUAAAAUUUAUUCAUAUGCCACAGGAGCGUAUGGUAGCAGCCAGUGAACUCUUUGAUCCUGAUAUAGAAGUACUAAAGGAUCUCUUUUGUAAUGAAGAAGAAGCCUGUUUCCCACCUGCAAUUUUUACCUCACCAGAUAUCCUUCACUCUUUGAGACAGAUUGGCUUAAAAAAUGAAGCCAGCCUGAAAGAGAAAGAUGUUGUGCAAGUGGCAAAAAAAAUUGAAGCAUUACAGGUCAGUUCUUGUCAGAAUCAGGAUGUGCUCCUAAAGAAAGCCAAAACCCUCUUACUAGUCUUGAAUAAAAACCAUACACUCUUACAGUCUUCUGAAGGGAAGAUGACACUGAAGAAAAUAAAAUGGGUUCCAGCCUACAAGGAAAGGCCUCCAAAUUAUCCAGGUUCCUUAGUCUGGAAAGGGGACCUCUGUAAUCUUUGUGCACCUCCAGAUAUGUGUGAUGCAGCACAUGCAGUUCUAGUGGGCUCCUCACUUCCUCUUGUUGAAAGUGUCCAUGUAAACUUGGAGAAGGCUCUAGGCAUCUUCACAAAGCCUAGCAUCAGUGCUGUCUUAAAACACUUUAAAAUUGUUGUUGACUGGUAUACAUCAAAAACUUUCAGUGAUGAAGAUUACUAUCAGUUCCAACAUAUUUUGCUUGAAAUUUAUGGGUUCAUGCAUGAUCAUCUGAAUGAAGGGAAGGAUUCUUUUAAAGCCUUGAAAUUUCCAUGGGUUUGGACUGGCAAAAACUUUUGCCCUCUUGUUCAGGCUGUGAUAAAACCAAUCCAUGAUCUGGAUCUUCAGCCGUAUUUAUAUAAUGUGCCUAAAACCAUGGCAAAAUUCCACCAGCUGUUUAAGGCCUGUGGCUCAAUAGAAGAGUUGACAUCAGAUCAUAUUUCCAUGGUCAUUCAGAAGGUUUAUCUAGCAAGUGACCAAGAGUUGAGUGAACAAGAAAGUAAACAAAACCUUCAUCUUAUGUUGAAUAUUAUGCGAUGGCUGUAUAGCAACCAGAUUCCAGCAAGCCCUAAUACACCAGUUCCCAUCUAUCAUAGCAAAAAUCCUUCCAAACUCGUCAUGAAGCCAAUUCAUGAAUGCUGUUAUUGUGACAUCAAAGUUGAUGACCUCAAUGACUUACUUGAAGAUUCAGUGGAACCAAUCAUUUUGGUACAUGAAGACAUACCCAUGAAAACUGCGGAGUGGCUAAAAGUUCCCUGCCUUAGUACAAGACUGAUCAACCCUGAAAACAUGGGGUUUGAGCAGUCAGGACAAAGAGAGCCUCUUACUGUAAGGAUUAAAAAUAUUUUGGAAGAAUACCCUUCUGUGUCAGAUAUUUUUAAAGAGCUGCUUCAAAAUGCCGAUGAUGCAAAUGCUACAGAAUGUAGUUUCCUGGUUGAUAUGAGAAGAAAUAUGGACAUCAGAGAGAAUCUCCUAGACCCAGGGAUGGCAGCUUGCCAUGGACCUGCUUUGUGGUCUUUCAACAAUUCUGAAUUCUCAGAUUCAGAUUUUAUAAACAUAACCAGAUUAGGAGAAUCUUUAAAAAGGGGAGAAGUUGACAAAGUUGGAAAAUUUGGUCUUGGAUUUAAUUCAGUGUACCACAUCACUGACAUCCCCAUCAUUAUGAGCCGAGAAUUUAUGAUUAUGUUUGAUCCAAACAUAAAUCAUAUCAGUAAACACAUAAAAGAUAGAUCUAAUCCUGGAAUCAAAAUUAAUUGGAGUAAACAGCAGAAAAGACUUAGGAAAUUUCCAAAUCAGUUCAAACCAUUUAUAGAUGUAUUUGGCUGUCAGUUACCUUUGGCUGUAGAGGCCCCUUACAGCUACAAUGGAACUCUUUUCCGGCUGUCCUUUAGAACACAACAGGAAGCAAAAGUGAGUGAAGUUAGCAGUACCUGUUAUAACACUGCAGAUAUUUACUCCCUAGUGGAUGAAUUUAGCCUUUGCGGGCACAGACUUAUCAUUUUCACCCAGAGUGUAAACUCAAUGUACCUGAAAUACUUGAAGAUAGAAGAAACAAACCCUAGCCUAGCGCAAGACACAAUAAUAAUUAAGAAAAAAGCCUGUUCCUCCAAAGCAUUGAGUGCACCAGCUUUGAGUGUUUUAAAAGAAGCUGCUAAACUCAUGAAGACUUGUAGCAGCAGCAACAAAAAACUUCCCACUGAUGUGCCAAAAUCAUCUUGCAUUCUUCAGAUCACAGUUGAAGAAUUCCACCAUGUGUUUAGGAGGAUUGCUGACUUACAGUCACCACUGUUUAGAGGUCCAGAUGAUGACCCAGCUACUCUCUUUGAAAUGGCUAAAUCUGGCCAAUCAAAAAAGCCAUCAGAUGAGUUGCCACAAAAGACGGUAGAUUGCACUACAUGGCUUAUAUGCACCUGCAUGGAUACAGGAGAGGCUCUGAAGUUCUCCUUGAAUGAAAGUGGAAAAAGACUAGGGCUGGUUCCUUGUGGGGCAGUAGGUGUUCUUUUGCAUGAAACCCAGGAGCAGAAGUGGUCUGUGAAACCACACAUAGGAGAGGUGUUUUGCUAUUUACCUCUACGAAUAAAAACAGGGUUGCCAAUUCACAUCAAUGGGUGCUUUGCUGUUACUUCAAAUAGGAAAGAAAUCUGGAAGACGGAUACAAAAGGGCGAUGGAAUACCACAUUCAUGAGGCAUGUCAUUGUGAAAGCUUACUUACAAGCACUCGGUGUCUUACGGGACCUAGCCACUGGUGGUUUCCUGAUUCAUGGAGAUAACUUAUGGAAAUCUCAGAGUGCUGGUUCCUACUAUAAGAUAUUGUUUCUAAAACUGCUUACCAACAUGACAUUUAUCAAAAGAACAUUGGCAUUAUGUUUUGUGUACAUAUUUCCCAAAAAUGUCAUAAUUUGUAUAGUGUGACUGAACAGGAUGCAAUCUUUUGUUGUCUAAAGGUGCUGCAGUGAAAAAACCUUUUUCAAUAUGGCACUUAGUGGGAAUUUUAAAAUUUUUACUUUAAGUACAUUAAAAUUGCUGAAAUAAUCUUUAAGGUGAUAUGCAGUAGUUUACAAAGGGAAUUAUCAGUGUGUACUGUCCCCCAUGAAUGACUGGGAAUUGACAUUUAAUUUUCAUGAUGUUCAAAAGUCCUAACAUACAUAUUUAACAUAUUCUUUUGCAUAAUGUCAAAGAAAGGAAAUAAUAGCUUAUAUAAGUGCACUGGCUGUAAAUGAUGCUAAAUAUAUUUUAUGCAAUUAAGGGCUUACAUACAGAACAUGUUCAAUUUUUUUUAACUUCAUUUGUAAUAAGGAAUGUUAAUUGCUUCUGGAUGUGAAUCAUGAAUAUUUUCUGCUGUUAAUAUUAAAUGCCAUAAUUUUAUUAAAGAAAAAUGUAUAUAGUAAAUCAUUUUGCUUUGUUAUUUUCUAAAUUUUUGUUUUGAGAUUUUAUUUUUAUUUUAUGUAUAUGGGUGUUUUGCAUAUUUCUGUGUACCACCUGCAUGCAGCACCCUCAGAGUUCAGAAGAGGGCAUCAGAUCCUCUGGGACAGGAUUUAAAAAUAAUGGUGAGUCACCAUGUGGGUGCUGGGAACUGAACCUGGCUCUUCUGAUAGAGCACUCAGUGCUCUUGACUGCUGAGAAUCUCUGCAGCUUCAGGUGAUUUCUUGAGAAAUAGUUUGAUGGAAAUCAGGCUUAGUGUUUCCUACAUUUUGAGUUUUAGUAUACAUUGGUAUGUGUUUAUUGUCCUGAAUGUUUCAUGCUGAGAUGUUAGGGUUCCUUGUGGUUUACUCACAGGAAGUACAUAUUAUAUGUAGCCUUAUUAGGUGUUCACUGAUUUAGUUAAGAGCUCCCUUCACCUCUGUAGGGAACAGAAUUAGUUGAUUCAUCUGUUGAGGUGGGUUUGAAUGUAACUGCACCAUACCUAGCAUGUCUUGACAUUCCCUGUCUCUGGACAGCACUGUGUUUGGGGCUGGUUCACAUCUAACUUAGGGAAAUGGUUUGUCCCUCAGGCACCAGACUUCUGAAGGUAAGUGAUAGAGGGUUAAACAUUCUAUUGUGAUGCUACCCAAUGUUGCUUUCCUUAUCAAAUGUAUGCUGUUUGAUGCUUAGAUUCAGCACUUAGAAUUAUCAUCACUAAAACUAUACAGAAAACUCUGUCUGGCCUUUAGGAUAGUUGAUCUAGUUGAAAACAAACCAAACAACUCAGAUUCACAACCCGUUACAUGAAGUAUCGGGUCCAGUUGCAUUUCAUCUUUUCUUCAGUGAGUUAAUCUGAGAGCAUGUUAGAUUGUUUGUUUAAUUUUUAGAUUUAUUUUUAUUUUAUUUUACUAUUUAUGUGCAUGGGUAUUUUACUUGCAUACAUGUUGUGCACCACAUAUGGAGGCUAGAAGGAUCAGAUCCGUUGGAACUGGAGUUAAAAAAAAAUGUGGUAUGGAGCCACCAUGUGGGUGCUGGGAAUUGAACUGGUGUCCUCCAGAAGAGCAGCCAUGUCUCUUAACUGCUGAGCCAUCUCUCUAGGUCUGUGAGAUCGUGUCUGCUUUUAAUGAAACAUCUUCAUGGGGUUUGACAACACCCUGCAAUCUUCUGCAGUGAGCCUGUGAAUAUCUACCCUAGCUUAACUAUGAAAUCUUCAUAAAUAGCCUUGCAGAAUUGAGAUCAGGUUUCAACACUAACUUAGCAGCAGCAAGUGUAUUUGAAAAGUAUUCUCCUUGCCCCCUCUGCCAGAUAAUUUUAGAGUUUGAAAUUGAGAAUAAAGAAUUUUUGCCCUGAAUAAAUGUGUAUAUUUUACUGUCUUAAGCUU
This is a messenger RNA of Microtus oregoni (creeping vole), 8543 nucleotides long. RefSeq names its product sacsin molecular chaperone (gene Sacs). Gene Ontology annotation, molecular function: Hsp70 protein binding. Bases 671 to 6673 code for a protein of 2000 amino acids. NCBI's taxonomy places the organism in Eukaryota, Metazoa, Chordata, Mammalia, Rodentia, Cricetidae. The record is from RefSeq and is a predicted model, not a curated record. The transcript has 12 exons.